GCGGAGGAAACCCUGUGCCGUGAGCAGCCAUCUUGGAUAGACAGAUCAUACUUGAGCCAGGAUAACCUGCAUUCCUCUUCUGAACAGCUCAAGAACACAAAGCUCAAAAGACUUAAUUUCUGAGCCACAAUGGCCACCGCACCAUACAACUACUCCUACAUUUUCAAAUACAUCAUUAUCGGGGACAUGGGGGUAGGGAAGUCAUGUUUGCUUCACCAGUUCACAGAAAAGAAAUUCAUGGCGGACUGCCCCCAUACAAUUGGUGUUGAGUUUGGUACAAGGAUAAUCGAAGUGAGCGGUCAGAAGAUCAAGCUGCAGAUUUGGGACACAGCGGGGCAAGAGCGCUUCAGGGCCGUCACCCGCUCCUACUAUCGCGGAGCUGCAGGGGCACUCAUGGUCUACGAUAUCACCAGGAGAAGCACGUACAACCACCUCAGCAGCUGGCUGACUGAUGCCAGAAACCUCACCAACCCCAAUACUGUGAUCAUUCUCAUAGGAAACAAAGCAGACUUGGAGGCCCAGAGGGAUGUCACGUAUGAGGAAGCGAAGCAGUUUGCCGAGGAGAACGGGCUGUUGUUUCUGGAAGCCAGUGCAAAAACAGGUGAAAACGUUGAGGACGCCUUCCUGGAAGCUGCUAAGAAGAUCUACCAGAACAUCCAAGAUGGCAGCCUGGACCUGAACGCUGCCGAGUCGGGGGUCCAGCACAAGCCCUCGGCCCCUCAGGGUGGACGGCUAACCAGCGAACCACAACCCCAGAGGGAAGGCUGCGGCUGCUAAUGACCAAGCAAAACCCCCCUUCAUCCUCCCUUCCUCUCUCUCUCUCCGUCUGUCCUGCCCGCCCUCCCUCAACCAUCUCUCCCCCCCACCCUCUCCAUCCAUUCCUCCACCUCCGUACGUCCAUCCACCCUCCUCCAUUACUGCACCAGGAGCUGCAUAAAAGCAUGGGCUGCGGAGGGAAGGAACGGGGGACGGAUAUCGACUUGGGCCAGACUGAGCUGGGCUGUGUGGACUACAUCGCUUCCCUCCUCCUCCUCCUCCUCCUCCUUCUCCUCCUCUCUGCCUGUCUGUCUCCCUUUUUGCCGUCUCACUCAUCCUCUUUAAACUCUGUCUGUGUGUCGUCGUCCCAUAACUUUCCUCUUUCGCUCCCCUCCACUCUUUGUGCACCAUCCAGUGUAGUUCCCCCCCCUCACCCGUCAUAGAAUCGUAGACGCCACCACGCAUUACACGGGUUACUGACACUUUAGAUAGAUGUAAUGUUCAUACGAUAAUGAUAAACCGAGACUGUUUUUUAUGUUUGGUUUUAUAGCUAUAUAUGACAUGUAAACACCGCAUUAAGUUUCAUCCAACUCCGAUCAGUUCUUUAAGAAUCGGCUCUAAAUUAUAUUCUCAAACUCCUGACGCCUUUCCUGCGUGGUUUACCAAUCCAGCAUUUUAUCGAGGCAUGCGGGUGUGAUAUCUCACUCGCUGUUAAUUUUUGCGGGAUUUGACAGCGAGGGCAGUGAAGUAGUGUAUCAUGCAGCCACGCAGUUAAGAGGCUCUUAAGUGUGGCGUCAAAGAAUGUGUAGCCCAGUGAGCUAUUUUCAGCAGGAUUCAAACCUGCUUGUGGCUUUUAAUUCUGUUUCUGCUGCUCGGCACAAAGUGAGUUUCUUUGCACGAUGUGGCAACACUGAUGCUCUCAGGAGAGAGAGAGGGGAAAAAUAUUUAAAAACCCAGGAAUUACCCACAAAUUCCUUGUGGAUGAUUCCUCAGUCUCUCCCCUGAGAUAUCAUAGGAAGGAAUAUUGGGUGUUUUCCAGCUUGUCUGUGUGUGUUUGUGAGUGUCUGUGCAUUAAGAAGUUGGGAGUUUGUUAUGACUAAGAUAAAAUGACACUUUAACAAACAAUGGCAUUUCUGUUUCUGAUAGAAAGAUUCAUUUACAUGUUUCUUUGCACCAGCUCUCCCUCUCCUCACCCAUCUGAUCCGAAAACUCUCCCCCAGGUCAUAUCAACAGUUUGUCUUUACCAGCAUUUUCUGUCAUUGUUUGUUGCCUUAUUAUAAUUAAUGUUAUUACUCUUUAAUCUUCAUUGUUUUCGCUGCACUCGCUCUUCACACUGCUGUUGGACCCGAUUCAAUAUAUCAACCCUUUUUUAGAAUAAUUAUUGCAUUUUACUGGAUAACCGAAAAUGUACAAGUGGUGGCUCACAUGGUCUAAAUAUCUAUCAGCAGCAUGGUCUUAAGCCCACAUCUCGACUAUUCAGAUGUAAAAACAAACUGUCAACACUCCUUUAUCUCAAGUGCUGCACUGAAGAGCUGAUCUGUUGUUCAUUUGGGCGGUUGUUUCUCUGCCUUGUAUAAUACAACACCAAGCAGCAUGUCCCCCCCCCCCAUCCGAAACAGUGAAAUUGUCGAAAUCCAAUUAUGCUUAUUUUUUUUUUUCCAAGUACAAUUUUUCUGUACCAUAGUGAUUCCCUGAUUGGACAGCUGUACAUAUUGCUUCUUAACUAUUGGUGAUGACCUCGCUACUUGGGAUUUAGAAAUUUAUUUGCUGGCUCUGCCAAGAUCUGUACAGUUGAUGUGCUAGUGGGUUGCCUGUAAUUCAUGCUUGGGAAAUUCUGUAACAUAGUUUCUAUUAAUAAAUGUAUGUAAAGGACAGACACCUAGACACCCAACCACCCCCAACCACCCUGUCUGCACACUACUGAACCCGUCGAUUGGUUGAGGGGAGAGGAAGUGGAUUGAGAUGAUGUGCAAACUAGUAUUUAUGUCUGCAAACUUCUAUUCCUCAUUUCUGUAUGGAGUGGAGAAUGGGGCACUUUUUAUGUUUAUAUUCUGUUUUCUUUUUUCCCACCCAGUCAUUGCUCCUCCACAUAGGAGGGGCCUGCAUCGCUGUCUUAACUUUUGGGGAGUGGGGAUUGGUUUGUUAUUGUGGGAAGUCGGUGGGCUGGGUCUUCCUUUUUCCUGUGUCCCACCUCUUUGCAGUCUGAGUGACCACUUCCUGCUUUUGUCUGUCCACAAGUACAAAAAAAAAAGUACAUAUGUAUAAAUUUUUAAGGAGCUGUGCUAACAUUUAAAUGCGUUCUUGAGUGUAUAUGAUUUUAAAAUGUUGACAUUUUGAUUUUAAUGACAAAAUACUCUAGACAGAAAAAAUAAAUUAUACAUAACCUGUU
Messenger RNA from Dicentrarchus labrax (European seabass), 3145 nucleotides. RefSeq names its product RAB14, member RAS oncogene family, like (gene rab14l). Gene Ontology annotation, molecular function: GTP binding; GTPase activity. Gene Ontology annotation, biological process: defense response to bacterium; endocytic recycling; phagosome maturation. The transcript is spliced from 8 exons. The coding region runs from base 130 to 777 and encodes 215 amino acids. Gene Ontology annotation, cellular component: recycling endosome; trans-Golgi network; phagocytic vesicle. The record is from RefSeq and is a predicted model, not a curated record. Lineage: Eukaryota; Metazoa; Chordata; Actinopteri; Moronidae.